UCAUCAAGGUAAGAAAGGUGCUCUUAUAAAGAGCUCCAGGUUGUCUUCAGUCACUUGUUGUGUUCAGACUGGUUCAGUUGUUUGGUUUGGUAGGAGCUGACAGACGUGACUGCUGCUUCACUGGACUACAACUGUGGCUGAAGCCAUGAGGUUCCUCUUGAGAUGGUUGCUGUUGUCCUUGCUAGCUGUUGGAGGAGGACAUCCUGCAAAUGCUUACCAUAUUGGAUCUGCUGAGAAGUAUGGAGAUAAUGAAGUGCCAGUUGCAGGCCAUCAACCAGAUUCAAGUGGCUUUAACACUGGAGGCAGAACUUCAUGGAGCACUUGGCCACUUGGUGGUGGUGAUUCAACCUCCAAUGCAUAUAAGUCACAGGUAGUGGAGUCUGGUUCUCAGCCCCGGGACCCCCAGCAGCCACGCUACCCGCCCAACCAGCAGCCUCGGCCGCAGUUGCCCCAGCAGCCUAGCUACCCUUCCAAGCCUGAACCGCAGCCUCAGCCGCAGUUGCCCCAGCAGCCUAGCUACCCUUCCAAGCCUCAACCGCAGCCUCGGCCGCAGUUGCCCCAGCAGCCUAGCUACCCGCCGCAGCCUCGGCCGCAGUUGCCCCAGCAGCCUAGCUACCCGCCUCGGCCGCAGUUGCCCCAGCAGCCUAGCUACCCGCCUCGGCCGCAGUUGCCCCAGCAGCCUAGCUAUCCGCCCAAGCUGCAGCCUCGGCCGCAGUUGCCCCAGCAGCCUAGCUAUCCGCCCAAGCCUCGGCCACAGUUGCCCCAGCAGCCUAGCUACCCGCCUCAGCCGCAGUUGCCCCAGCAGCCUAGCUACCCGCCCAAGCCUCAACCGCAGCCUCGGCCGCAGUUGCCCCAGCAGCCUAGCUACCCGCCCAACCAGCAGCCUCGGCCGCAGUUGCCCCAGCAGCCUAGCUACCCGCACAAGCCUCGGCCGCAGUUGCCUCAGCAGCCUAGCUACCCGCCGAAGCCUCAGCCACAUUUGCCUCAGCAGCCUAGUUACCCACCCAAGCCGCAACCUUGGCCGCAGUUGCCCCAGCAGCCUAGCUACCCGCACAAGCCUUGGCCGCAGUUGCCCCAGCAGCCUAGCUACCCGCCAAAGCCUCAGCCACAGUUGCCUCAGCAGCCUAGCUACCCGCCGCAGCCUGGACCGCAGUUGCCCCAGCAGCCUAGCUACCCGCCAAAGCGGCAGCCUCAACCACAGUUGCCACAGCCUCGGCCACAGUUGCCUCAGCAGCCUAGCUACCCACCCAAGCUGCAACCUUGGCCGCAGUUGCCCCAGCAGCUUAGUUACCUGCCGCAGUUGCCCCAGCAGCCUAGCUACCCGCCUCAGCCUCGGCCGCAGUUGCCCCAGCAGCCUAGCUACCCGCCUCGGCCGCAGUUGCCCCAGCAGCCUAGCUACCUGCCUCGGCCGCAGUUGCCUCAGCCUCGGCCGCAGCUGCCCCAGCAGCCUAGCUACCCAACCAAGCCGCAACCUCGGCCGCAGUUGCCCCAGCAGCCUAGCUACCCAACCAAGCCGCAACCUCGGCCACAGUUGCCCCAGCAGCCUAGCUACCCAACCAAGCCUCAGCCUCGGCCGCAGUUGCCCCAGCAGCCUCGGCCACAGUUGCCCCAGCAGCCUAGCUACCCAACCAAGCCGCAACCUCGGCCGCAUUUACCCCAGCAGCCUAGCUACCCAACCAAGCCGCAACCUCAGCCGCAGUUGCCUCGGCUGCAGUUGCCCCAGCAGCCUAGCUACCCGCCCAAGCCGCAGCCUCAACAGCCUUUCUACCGGCCCCAGAUGCGACGCUACCAGCCCGAGCUACCUCAGGUUUCUCAGCAGCAACGCUACAAUGAGUAUCCAAGUUUUGCCCAACGAGCUGCUCCCCAAAUGGGCACCGCCAACACUGGAGGUUCCUCAAAGACUGCCUUCAACUGAGCCUUUGUGUUGACUUGUCAAAUCUAAAUAAACUCCUUGUAUCAAGUAGU
Molecule: messenger RNA, 1965 nt
Organism: Sebastes umbrosus (honeycomb rockfish)
Lineage: Eukaryota; Metazoa; Chordata; Actinopteri; Perciformes; Sebastidae
Product: proline-rich protein 2-like
Exons: 6
Coding region: 146-1915 (589 amino acids)
Source: RefSeq, a predicted model, not a curated record